Hippoglossus stenolepis (Pacific halibut) is the source of this 2012-nucleotide messenger RNA. Its product is annotated as B- and T-lymphocyte attenuator. The coding region runs from base 58 to 948 and encodes 296 amino acids. The record is from RefSeq and is a predicted model, not a curated record. The transcript has 6 exons. Gene Ontology annotation, biological process: immune response-regulating cell surface receptor signaling pathway. Gene Ontology annotation, molecular function: signaling receptor activity. NCBI's taxonomy places the organism in Eukaryota, Metazoa, Chordata, Actinopteri, Pleuronectiformes, Pleuronectidae. Gene Ontology annotation, cellular component: plasma membrane.
ACUUUCUAGAGCCCCCGCAGUCGCUGCAGAUUAAAGUCAUUCGUGAAGUUUCAGGUUAUGAACAUGGACAGAACCUCAUACACUUAUCUGAUGAUCUUUUACAUAUUGGUUCCCAUCUAUGGAAGAACUGAAGGCUUGUUUCCUUCAUGUCGAGUUGGGCUGAUGGUGCGGAGAGGCACGGCGCUGAAGAGAGUGCCACACCAGCCUGUGACGAUCAGCUGUCCCGUCAAACACUGUGGACAGUCAGUGAACGUCAGCUGGUGUAAAAUACUGGACACAAACAUCUGUGAACGGAUCAGAAACACACAGAAUGUGGAAAUAAGACAGAGAGACGACAAUGCGAAGAAUGAACUGGUCUCUAGUUUAACUUUCAAAUGGAUUUCUGCUCAAGAUGGUGGCCUGUACAGAUGUGAUUUAAAAGGAUACGGAUUUGAGGAAAUCAGUCACACCAUCAACAUCUCAGUUUCAGACAAACAUAAGGAGGCUGAGUCAACUCACAAAGUUGCUGUUGAGCCACUGUCCGCUCCUGGUGAUGAGGCUGAGGCCUGGCUGCCCUACUUCUACAUCUGUGCUGGCAUCGCUCUUGUGGUUUUCACAUUAUCGGCAUUUACCCUCCUGAGUUCUUACGGCUGGAAACAAAUACUGACCCACAAGUCAACGAAGGGGAAGGAAACAUCCACUCGUACAAUACCGGACCUGCCCAUGUGGAGCGCUCCUUCCUCUCCCGUCAUGUUUGUUCCAAGCGACAUCCACUCUCCAGGGACACCACCUUCCCUGAUCACCAAUGGGAACCAGCCUUUGGCGAAGGCCGCAGAUGAGCGUAAAGCAUCUCUCUGUGCCGUGUACGCCACCGUCGACCAUACACAGGCUGGGAGACCUGUCAGUAAGCAGCACGCUGCCUCUGAAGAAGAUAAAGCCCCUCAGUAUGCUGCUGUCAAUGUUUCCUAAAUGUUUUUUUAUUGAUUAUAGACACAUGGAUGGAAACAUGUAGUGGUGUGGUGGAACAGGCAGAGGUUACACGAUCACUGUAGAGGAGGUGGAUGGAGGAGGCUUGUGGUCACGCAGAUGCUACAACAAAGCAGAAGCUGUGUUUUAUUUGCUCUCUGAUCCUCACAUUUGUUCCAGCUGAUGCUGCUUUUUAUUAUUUGUGUCUUUUUAUAGUAUUGUUCCCCCCUCUUUCAUUUCAUUUACAGGACUUGAAGAGCUUUUUCUUUUUUUACCUGAUGUGACCCUGUCGGCCAAAGCAUUGGUCAGUGGUUGGUAUUAAAAAAUAAUAUCUCAGCAUUUGAAUAUGAUCCUUCGGGCUGAUCUGUGACGAGUGCAAGUUGUUUCCAAGGCAGCAGAUUUUCAGAUUUAUUUUUGCAUUCCUUCAUUCCUCCAUUUCACUGGAGAUCUGAAUAUUUUUGAGAAAGAGCAAUCUGGUCUGUGAAACAACAAAAAGAUGUACGAGUCCAGCAUCAUCAUCAUCAUCAGCAUCCAUCUCACAGAUGAGGAAAAUUGCGUAGAAGACAGACAAAUAGCUCCUUGGUGGAUUCCAGAAAACAAAGAGAGGGGAGGAACGACAAGGAAUUUUCCAAAACCACCUUAAGACAAUAUGUCACAGUCGAACACUGGUUCCCAUGUGAGCCCUUGAUACAAAUCUAGACCUGCAACCCCUUGUUACAAAUGAUGCUCGAUUUUCUCUCAGGAUGUUAAAUUUGAAGGAUAUUCAGAAGUUUACUAUAAAAAAGGCUAAUUUGCAUACAAGUAAUAUCAUUAGAUCAGAGGUAGAUUUACUUCUUUCUAAACAUUAAAUGAUCCUGACCACUUCCAAUCAAUCUUGGGACCCUGAGGAGGGGCCAGACCCCUGUGUUGGGAACCACAGUCAUAUAGGUGCUUUUAUAUUGGUAUUAUUGUUUUUAUCAAACACAUUGUUAUUAAUAUCAUAUCGUUUUCUGCAUGCUAAAUUUGUAUAUAUAUAUUUUUUUUAUGUCAACAUUAUUGAGGUAGAGGCUUUAAAAUAAGUCCAGUGG